AUGGUUCCCCGUUUUUUAAGGUCCGUUAUCCUAGAUGAUUUUUACACACGAGGUAGCUGUGACUCCAAUUUUAUCAAAGAUAUCAAUUCAAAAAUGAGAGUUCCUGAUAGAAUAUCAUUAGAUCCAAGUAGUUUACCGCAGGUGAAUUUAUCGCUCGAUUCUUCUGAGAAUGACAAUAUGAAAGUGCCAGAAAGGAUAGUCAUGUCUGGUGCACAGAAUCAAUCAUCUCCACUUAUGGCAUUCAACCGACGUGGAGAUGAUCUUAUCGAUAAUUUAGAUCCUGUUCCACUUCAACAUGCUUUAGAUCCAUUGCCUACUUCUUUAGUGUUAAAUGAAGUUCAUUAUCCAGAUCUAGAACGAUUAACUAUUGAGAAGAGAGAAAUAGAAACAGCCAUCUCAACUCCACUAUUAUUAACAAACGAAUCUCAGAAUCAUAUCCCAACAGAACAACAGCCUUCUCCACUUCCUUUAUCGAAUAUCUCAAAUGUUAUAAAUCAUUCAUCUACAUCGAUAUCAUCAUCACCAUCAUCAUCACCAACGAAUCAAACAAAUAAUACUCAAUCUAUUGUUGUAGAUACACGACGUCUUAGAUUAUUAGAGAUUCGUAUGAAUGAAAUAGAACUUGAAUUAUCUAGACGUCAAUUCAUGGAUAAAUUACUUUAUAUCACCUUUGGAGGUUAUUUUGUUUUAAAAUGUUUACGCUUAUUAUUCUCUUAG
Schistosoma intercalatum is the source of this 717-nucleotide messenger RNA. The record is from the annotation of a GenBank genome assembly. NCBI's taxonomy places the organism in Eukaryota, Metazoa, Platyhelminthes, Trematoda, Strigeidida, Schistosomatidae.